Molecule: messenger RNA, 1442 nt
Organism: Limulus polyphemus (Atlantic horseshoe crab)
Lineage: Eukaryota; Metazoa; Arthropoda; Merostomata; Xiphosura; Limulidae
Product: arginine kinase-like
Exons: 6
Coding region: 58-1050 (330 amino acids)
Biological process (GO): phosphocreatine biosynthetic process
Molecular function (GO): creatine kinase activity
Source: RefSeq, a predicted model, not a curated record
UAGACGUACACUACCAGAUUCUAAAAUAGACACCUUGUCUUGUGAUACUGUGGAGAGAUGUUCAGUUGGAAAGUUUGUGUUCUUGUUUUAUUGUGCUCCUUUGGUGCCUGGCAUCUGAGAUGGCCUUUACGUCUUUGGGACAAAUUCUUCUCUCGAGAACCAACAGUGAGCGAAUCCAAAAUGGUGGACGAGGUAACCAUGGAGAAACUGAACUCUGGUUUCCAGAAGCUGCAAAAAGCAACUGAUUGUAAAUCUCUCUUGAAGAAAUACUUAACAAAGGAUGUUUUUGAAAAAUUGAAAAAUGAGAAGACAAAAAUGGGAGCAACUCUUCUCGACGUUAUUCAGUCAGGGCUUGAAAACUUGGAUAGCGGUGUGGGUAUUUACGCCCCUGAUGCAGAAUCAUACACCGUAUUUUCUCAAUUGUUUAAUCCAGUUAUCCAGGAUUAUCAUGUUGGAUUCAAACCGACAGAUAAACACCCGCCGAAGGAUUUUGGAGAUGUUUCCACUUUGGUUGACCUUGAUCCUGACGGAGAGUUUGUUGUCUCCACCAGAGUGCGCUGCGGCCGGAGCCUUGAGGGAUACCCUUUCAAUCCGUGUCUUACAGAAGCUGUAAGAAAUAUUUCUGUUUCUAUACCAGCUCAGGUAAGUCUCGUUACACGGGUCUACUCUAGACCAGCUCAGGUAAGUCUCGUUACACGGGUCUACUCUCGGCUAGUUCACGCUGUAAACAACAUAGAAGCUAAACUUCCGUUUUCACACGACGGUCGACUGGGAUUUCUGACCUUCUGUCCGACGAACCUGGGAACUACCAUGAGGGCCAGCGUCCACAUCAAGCUGCCUAAACUGUCCAAAGACCGAAAGACUCUGGAACAGGCUGCAGCCAAGUAUAAUCUUCAAGUCCGAGGUACCCGUGGGGAGCACACGGAGAGCGAAGGUGGUGUUCAUGAUAUAUCUAACAAGAGACGAUUAGGCCUAACUGAGUACCAGGCCGUCAGGGAGAUGCAGGACGGGAUUCUCGAGUUGAUUAAACUGGAGAGAGCAGCUGAAUGAUCACCGGCUUCUUUUUAUUACUGUUGUUACUGCGUUUAGUGCUAAAUUGUUUUAAUGAUAUUGAAAGAUUAAGUUAACCCUAACACUUACUAUAAUUAAGUUAACCCUAACACUUACUAUAAUUAAGUUAACCCUAACAAUUACUAUGAUUAAGUUUCUAGGCUUCAUUUAUUAUCUCAGUUUCAGAAGACUGGGCCGUAUUAGAUGGUACAAGGCUUUAAAAUUUACUACGUCAUUAUAAACUACUGUGACGAAUCUAGUCAACAGUAUUUUCCAAUAUAAUUGAGGACCAUCUAUAGAAGAUGCUUACAUUAAUAAUCAAAUCUUUGUUAUGCGUCUGUGGUUAACCAGACAUGUCUGCCAAUAAGUAAAUAAAAAUUGUGAAAACUAUA